This is a messenger RNA of Caenorhabditis sp. 36 PRJEB53466, 2900 nucleotides long. Lineage: Eukaryota; Metazoa; Nematoda; Chromadorea; Rhabditida; Rhabditidae. The record is from the annotation of a GenBank genome assembly.
AUGGCUGAAAUGGCUAUGAAAGGAUGGUAUGAAGUACGUGGAAAGGUGAGGGUCACUGUGGAUUUUAUUAGCCUACAUCUACCUUUUAGGAUUUUUACAUUUGGGAAGGAGUUCUAGCCAUGUACUCCCCCAGACCUGAUUCCAUUCAACUAUUCAAAGUGAUGGGCGGAGAGAUAUUUGAAAUCUACGCGAAUAUGCCGGGAAUUGAAAUUUCGAACCUGAAAUCUGAUGGUUAUUGGCAAUGCGCGGAAAUUCGAGGGGUUUUAUCAACCGGAAAACAUUUUCUGUGUCAUUCUCUAGAUGUGGAUCAUGCUCUGAAGAUUCUGAAGGUACUUCCCGAUAUUCGAAGAAUUCCACGCAAUAACUAUCUCAGGUCCUUCCAUCAGCAAUUGUUGAUAUUUCCAUCCGUUUGGACCCAAAUCCUCUUCGAAAUUGGUCAGCUACGAAAAUCGAGGAACGUCUUCAAAAUUGGAGACGUCUGACGAAACAGCUGUGCGAAUUUCCGGAAAAUUCUCAUAUUAUUCUCGAUUCUCACAUGCUUACUUAACAUUUUCCAGAGUGUUCAGCUUCUUCCCCAUUCUAUUUUUAGUUCCGGGUCAUUGUUGAAGUCACUUUUCGAAAAUGUAUUUAGAAUUACAAUUGAGUAGAAACCAAUAAAUCAAACAACGUCUCGAUUUCUAACUGGACUGAUAGAGAAAAAGAGAAAGCGAGACCAUCUGGAUACUGUUGCAAGAUGAGAGAGUAGAAUGCGGAGAGAGAAGCAGACAGAUCAAUUGUCGUUCUGUUUGUGUUGUGACUCAUAUCUACUCCAUUUGCGCGAUUUCUCCUACCUAAUUUCGAUUUCAACGUUCCAUUUUGCUUCAGUGAUCUUUAAUUUUAAAUAUUGAGGACAUACUUUUAUAGGACAUAGCUUUAUGGCGGUGCAACAUAAUAGAACUGGGCAGAAUAGAACCUCGACACAAUAGAACCGGCCACAAUAUAAACUCAAUUCAUCGCUAGUGCCCCUCGGUGUUUGCAGACGCAAGCCAAAAUUUCCUGAAAUUAGGCUUGAGUCUGCAAACAUCGAGGGAGCAAGAGCGGUAAAUUGAGUAUAACUAUUUAUAACUGUUUGGAGCGCCUUUUAAACAUUUCUGUAGAAUAAUUGUUUCGUAGAAAAAGAUAAAUUUUUAAUCUCGUGAUCGAAUUAUUGCAUUCAUUUAUUUCACUUCCGUCAUGAUUACUCUUCUCCACAGUAACGAAAACCCGCAGAAAACAAUUUUAUUGUACUAUCAAAAACGUAAAGAAACCAAUUUUCCACGUUUAAACUGUGGUCUUCUGCUUAAUUCUUCGAGAGACGAAACAUGUUGCGAAAGUUAAUUGAAAGGAGCGGACAAAAUGCUCAUAUAAAUACAGAAAGUUCUGUAUUCUGUAUUAAUUUCCCAAACCGUUUGUUCAAAAAGAAUAUCUAAGUAUAUUAAGUUGAUUGACUGCCGCAGACUUGCAUAAAAUAGUCCUUCAAAAAGACUGCAAGGAGCCGGCAUGUCGGUGCGAUUUCGCUGCUGUCAUACUUUUCUAAAAAUGCUCGAUGUGUUUCUAGUUUUAGAGGUUUGAAAAAUUCCGUCUUUCUCAAACACUGAAAGAAUACUCAAGAAUUUUCUUGAACACAUUUUUAUCCGGAUAAAAAUCUUUUUUAAGAUGAAAUCCCCCUAAAUCCCAUUUUUAGUUAUCAGCUGUGGGCGGACUUUUCAUUCUUGAGCGGAAAAUACUCAUCAUUUUUUAGAACGUCACCUAUUAUUGAAUCACAUAAAAUGGCGUGGACACGUCUGAUUCCCCAUGAGUUCCUCCUCACUUUCCUGCGAUUUUUACACUUUUUUUUUGUUCUUUUGACCGGUUGUAACCAGAGUUAUUUCAGGAUAACAAUGAAGAAGGUGUUGUUGCGUUCAAUUGCAUUUUUGUCAACAUUGGCGAACAUAGUGGAACCGGUAACAGUUGGAAAGUUGCUUCAAGUUCCGGAUAAAGACCCUACUUUGAAGGUUAGUUACCUGAAAAUACCUGAGCAGGCUUGAAUUUCCUGAGAGCAGCGCCCAAAAUUUUUAGUUUAUAGUUUAGCAUACCCAAUUUAUAUAGUUUAGCAUACCCAAAAGUUUAUAGUUUAGCAUACCCAAUUUUCAUGAGAGCAGCGCCGAAACUGUUCUUUUCCUCCCAAAUAUCUUUGAUUUUCAGGCCCUGGUCUACAAAGAAGGCCUUCCGAUCGCCAACCGGAAAAUCCACGACACAGUAAUGUGGGUCCCUGCCACGACUCAAUUCUCCGCUCGCAGGAUCACUGUAAUCAAUCAGGGCCGUCCGUACAGUACCUGGACCUACGAUUUGCUCCUCCAGCAGAGCGAUUGUCCCAGCAGAGUAUGUUGAUUUUUCACUUUUCACGGCAAUUUUGAGGACAGCUGCCAUCAGUUUCCCAUAUACAUUGCGCUAUUCUCACCUGCCAAUUCAAAAACAUUUUUUGCAAAUUUCACUUCUUGCAGAGUACUCCAAUUGCCGACCUCCCUGGCUGCAAACCAAUGUCGUCGUCCCCAAAAACGGUAAGGAAACCAAAAGGCCAAUUAUGGACACUUUGCAACCAGAAAUGGUGGAUGUCUUUGGAAUCCAGAAAAGGACAAACUUUGGGAUGAUCUGCAUACAACAUGUAACCGAUUCCUCUAAAACUGUGUGUUUAACUGUCUGAUGGCAAAAUAUCUGAGGGCCAGAAUAAUCCAGAAACGUAUUGUCAUCUAGAAACCAUGUCGAUGGUUGCAAAGCGUCCAGAAGACCCAAAAUUAUACUGUAAAUGACCGGUCAAUGUUCAGUUAUGCACCGUAUACACUUCGCUUUUCGACAAUGACUUCUCGUCGGCCGAAUCUGAAGUCUACUGUUCUAAAUCGUAG